Molecule: messenger RNA, 4791 nt
Organism: Salarias fasciatus (jewelled blenny)
Lineage: Eukaryota; Metazoa; Chordata; Actinopteri; Blenniiformes; Blenniidae
Product: serine/threonine-protein kinase D2-like
Exons: 19
Coding region: 597-3389 (930 amino acids)
Biological process (GO): intracellular signal transduction; protein phosphorylation; phospholipase C-activating G protein-coupled receptor signaling pathway
Cellular component (GO): cytosol
Molecular function (GO): ATP binding; protein serine/threonine kinase activity
Source: RefSeq, a predicted model, not a curated record
GAAAAAACUGAACAGGGGUUGAAACUGAAACAGGGUAAGACUCGUAAAAGCAGUGCAGUUUCUCCUUCAUUCUCUCAGUUUCCUGUUUAAGGAGGCCAUUUUGUAACUCAGCCUGGAGGAGAGCACAACAAAGUUUGGCAUUGUUUUUGUGUUUUUGUUUUUUUUUUCUCUCUCUCUCUCACACGACUGGAGGUUUGGACUUUCUCCUCUGCAGAGCGAAGUCUUUGGACAAAAGAGGGAAGAAGGCAGAGGUGGGAUCGCGGCAGGGAAGAUAGUUGUUUCUUCUCUCUGUGUACUUUUUUUUUCUUUUUGACAGUGUGAGUUUCUCACACGCGGUGCUCAUGCUUCACAUGCCUGGACUUUAAAAGAAUUCAUACGACGAGAGAAGUGUCAGAGAUUAGGAGGAGAAACUCUUCUUCCUGGGUUUAGGAUUUCCUCCUUGAUCCACUGGGAGCGGGUGGAUUCGGGACUCAGAGGAGCCGGGUAUGCGAGUGCCCACGCCGGACUCCUCCUCGAGACCCUUUGAAUGAGCCUGGCUUCCCUCAGAGCUCCACACUGCGCCUGUGUUUGUUGCUCUCGCGGUCAGCGGACUCUGAAUGGCGAACGCCAGCCCCUGCAUGUCCUCGGGGCCCAUGGCCCAGGUGUUCUUCCCCCCCGGGGGCCCCUCAUCACCUGCCUCUGCUGUGAUGCAGCAGGGCGCCCCCAUAGCCAUGCCCUCGGUGCCCGCUCACGGCGGCUUCCCCUUGAUGGACCUGACUGCGGUGCAGGGAGCCGGAGGGGUCAUGAUGCUUUCACUGCCUCCCACGCCGGCGGGGAUCUCCUUCAUCAUCCAGAUCGGCCUGACCAGGGAGUCUGUCCUCAUGCCCCAGAGUGCGGACCUGGCCUACGUCAAGCAAAUCGCCUGCUCUAUUGUUGACACCAAGUUUCCGGAGUGUGGCUUUUAUGGAAUCUAUGACAAGAUUUUGCUGUUCAAGCAUGACACUUCAACCAACAAUAUCCUUCAGCUGGUUAAAGCAGCCAGCGACAUUCAGGAGGGAGAUCUGGUGGAGGUGGUGCUCUCCGCGGCAGCCACUUUUGAAGAUUUCCAGAUUCGGCCCCACGCGCUCAAUGUACACUCCUACCGAGCGCCGGCCUUCUGCGAUCACUGCGGGGAGAUGCUGUUUGGGCUGGUGAGGCAGGGGCUCAAAUGUGACGGGUGUGGACUGAACUACCACAAACGAUGUGCCUUCAGCAUCCCUAACAACUGCAGUGGGGCUCGCAAGCGGCGCCUGUCCACCACCUCCCUCAGCAGCAGCCAGUCCCUGCGCCUCUCCACCACCGACUCGGUGUCCACCUGCGCGGAGGACGCCAGCCUCACACGCUCAAACACUCAGAUGCCACGCACCCCCAGCGACGCCCGGCGCUUCUACACGGGUCGACCGGUUCACCUUGACAAGAUCCUGAUGAGCAAAGUGAAGGUGCCCCACACGUUUGCAGUCCACUCGUACACGCGGCCGACGGUGUGUCAGUACUGCAAGAGGCUGCUCAGAGGCCUGUUCAGGCAGGGUCUGCAGUGCAAAGACUGUAAGUUCAACUGCCAUAAACGCUGCGCGUACAAGGUUCCUAAUGACUGCCUUGGAGAGACUUUCGAAAACAAGGCGAACAGUGACCUGUUGAGUCCCAGCGCAGACCCUGAAGUACCCAUGGACUACAGCAGCGAGUAUGACACCUCAGACAAAUCCUCGAUGGACGACUCAGACGAGGCCUGCAGCAUCCCUGGCUCCUUUUCUCCCGACAAUAACCAGGAUGGAGCCAGCGGAGACCAAAGUGUUUACAUCCCAUUGAUGAGAGUGGUACAGUCGGUGCGGCAGACGACCCGUCGAUCCAGCACAGCGAUCAAGGAAGGAUGGAUGGUUCACUACAGCAACACGGACACACUGAGAAAGAGGCACUACUGGCGUCUGGACUGCAAGUGCAUCAUCCUCUUCCAGAAUAACACCUCCAACAAGUACUACAAGGAAAUCCCCCUCUCUGAGAUCCUGGAGUUGCGUCCUGCUAGUGAUUUCACUCUUGUUCCCCAAGGCACCAAUCCCCACUGCUUCGAGUUCGUCACAGCCCGCAUGCGCUACUUCGUGGGGGAAGACCCCAAUACCCUCCCCUCUCUGGCCUCCAGCAACCCUCAGAUCGUCCCCCAGACUCCCCCCUCGCCAACACAGGUGGCUCCCAACAGUGGCAUCGGCCGGGAGGUGGCCAAGGCGUGGGAGAGCGCCAUCCGGCAGGCCCUCAUGCCGGUCAUCUUCCAGGACGCUCCGCCGGCUGAGGGGAACACGCCUCACAGACAAGCAUCCAUCAGCAUAUCUGUGUCCAACAGUGAAAUCCAUGAAAAUGUGGAUAUUGGCACAGUGUACCAGAUUUUUGCAGAUGAGGUUCUGGGAUCUGGGCAGUUUGGAGUGGUUUAUGGAGGAAAGCACAGGAAAACGGGGAGAGAUGUUGCUGUCAAGGUCAUCGACAAACUUCGCUUUCCCACCAAACAGGAGAGUCAGCUGAGGAACGAGGUGGCCAUCCUGCAGAGUUUACGUCACCUGGGCAUCGUGAACCUGGAGUGUAUGUUCGAGACCCCGGAGAAAGUGUUUGUGGUGAUGGAGAAGCUGCACGGUGACAUGCUGGAGAUGAUCCUGUCCAGUGAGAAAGGCAGGCUGCCUGAGAGGCUCACCAAGUUCCUCAUCACCCAGAUUCUUGCAGCUCUGAGGCAUCUUCACUUCAAAAACAUCGUGCACUGUGACCUGAAACCCGAGAAUGUGCUGCUCGCCUCUGCUGAUCCCUUCCCACAGGUGAAACUCUGCGACUUUGGCUUCGCCCGGAUCAUCGGGGAGAAGUCCUUCCGUCGCUCGGUGGUCGGCACCCCCGCCUAUCUGGCCCCGGAGGUCCUGCUGAACCAGGGCUACAACCGCUCGCUGGACAUGUGGUCAGUCGGGGUCAUCAUGUAUGUCAGCCUCAGCGGGACGUUCCCUUUCAAUGAGGACGAAGAUAUUAACGACCAGAUCCACAACGCAGCCUUCAUGUACCCACCCAACCCCUGGAAGCAGAUCUCCAGCGAUGCGAUCGACUUGAUCAACAACCUGCUACAAGUCAUGAUGAGGAAACGUUACAGCGUAGACAAAAGUCUCAGCCACUCGUAUUUACAGGACUACCAGACGUGGCUGGACCUGCGGGAGCUGGAGACCAAGCUCGGCGAGCGUUACAUCACCCACGAGAGCGACGACAGCCGCUGGCAGACGUUCGCCCGCGAACACACCCUGCCGUAUCCCGCUCACCUCGUGCCGCCUCCUCCGGCCCCGGGCUCCGACGAGGAGGACGGCGGGGAGGACGCAGACGUGCAGGGCCUCACAGAGAGAGUCAGCAUCCUCUGACACACACACAUCAAGGACUCCUGUUCAUGAAGAAAGGACAAGGGAGAGGGGGGGGGGGCAUGAGAUGGGAAGACUUGUGUACGGUUUGAACAGACAUGAAUUUACAAAGAAUUCUGAGAGGAGAAUGUCCAGCUGUGGGGACUGAUGGAGCACAUACGCCGUGCACCAGAAAACUCUCCUGUCUCUUCUUCAGCUCAAGUAUCGUUUCCCUUUCGCCGGUUCCCACUGAACCCUUGAAACGUUGACUUGUUUCCAUGAGAAUACCCGCUCGACUCAGUUUCACAUCCUGUGUUCGACCGAGCCAACGAGUCUUUGAAGAAUAAACUGGAGUCAAACUGUAAAUCGAAAUUUUUUUGCGGGGAUGAGAAGCAGCGUGGUCCUCUCCUCACGCACCGAGGUGCCUCCGAGUGAAGCAGGAAAUAACACUUCGCCACAGCAAAGAUGAGAAGUCUGCGUGAGAGUGUUUUCAGGUCAUUUCUUCAGAGAAAACAAAGUUAAACUGAGAUAAAACUGGGUAGAAAGUCAAUUUUUGAUUUUAAUCUUUUUUCAUUUGAACUGUGCAGAGUUUACAGUCUUUUUCGUUUGGAAUAUUUUCAGUGAUGACUGUGCUGGUCAUUACUAAAGUAAAUGGCACCGACAAACCCAUCUGUGUUCACUAAAUGCAUUUCUAAAAAUCCACCUCCCGAGGGAAAACUGGAAGUAUUGAUCCGGCGAAAGCGAAUAUUCUCCAGUAAUUAGCCUACCAGUACAUUUGAGCCACGGCGGCAUCUCUGAGAAUAUGUAAUUACAGAUGCCAUUGUGGUUUGAAAUGAACAGGAAUGGGUCUAUAGCCUGCCAUAAGCAACAGUUCCGACGUGACACACCUCAACCUGCAGCUGACAAAUUACAGCAGAUAAGGCUCAGUUGCUGAGUGGUGGAAAUUGCUUUCAUUGUGUUGUCACCCACUCUCACUCAUCGCUGGAGUCUGAAAUGAUGAAUAGCUCGUUUUCACAGCUGGCUGCACUUAGGUUUUAUGUGCUAUUAUUGAGCAGAUAGAUUGGCAAACCUUUUCAAGUGAGCUCAGAAUUCUUGACGUGAAUGAAGGCGCAUUGACGGACGGCUUGGGUUCCGAAUGUUUAUGUUUCUGUAGUUCAGUACUCGGCUACCUUUCACGUCCGUAUGUUGCAUGUUUCUGUGACGUAGACGUAUUUAGAUUCACCACUGAACAUCCCAUAGUUACGAUAGUCUAUUACGCAAAUGUGUAACCUGAAGUGUAUGUAUGUCCGAUGUGUGUCUAGACUGUGUACGAUGUGAAGAACGAUUUUGGUCUUUAUAACAUAAUACAAACCUCCGACAAAACUCUGGCUGUUUUUGGAAGUUUUAUUUUCCAUUUACAACGACAAAUGUCUUUGUUUCCAGGUUC